Messenger RNA from Stomoxys calcitrans (stable fly), 2658 nucleotides. RefSeq names its product ATP-dependent zinc metalloprotease YME1L (gene YME1L). Gene Ontology annotation, cellular component: mitochondrial inner membrane. Gene Ontology annotation, molecular function: metalloendopeptidase activity; ATP-dependent peptidase activity; ATP hydrolysis activity. The coding region runs from base 107 to 2335 and encodes 742 amino acids. The transcript has 10 exons. NCBI's taxonomy places the organism in Eukaryota, Metazoa, Arthropoda, Insecta, Diptera, Muscidae. The record is from RefSeq and is a predicted model, not a curated record. Gene Ontology annotation, biological process: mitochondrion organization; protein quality control for misfolded or incompletely synthesized proteins.
AUAGCUGUCAUCUGUCGCAAUAAGGCAAUACGGCUCGGCGCAACUAAUUUUCCUAGUUUUAGUAAUAAAAUUGCAAAUUUUUACAAAUUUCCGGAACGAAUACGAAAUGUUUUGUGCCUACACAAAUUCAUUGGGUAACUUCAGUCGCAAGCCUCAUUAUUACACGGUAAAUAAAAAUAAAGUAUAUUAUGGCCAUGGCCAUCAAAUGGUGACAGGAAGAAAUUCCUCAAGUCGAUGGCAUCAUCUGACAAAUAUUGGAAAACGUCGCGAUGUUGUCAGCACGACGUCAACAACAGCUAAAAAUAUAUUGAGGAUACCACCAAACUUGCAUCACAUGGUCAGUCAAUACAAUGCCACGAUACAAAAUUUCUUUGAGACGACAAGGCUAAAUCAAUUGUUACAAAAAGCAGCCAAAACAUUGCUGACCUCACAGCAAGUCGAUGUGGAAGGAGUGGGCCUGAGACAUUAUGUGGCUGGUAAAGGAAAGAGUGCCCGCCACUUGAUUGAGUUCUCAUUGAACAAUGCAUGGGCUCAAAGUCUGCCGACCAAAACCUAUUCCAAACUCUUGCAAUCCAUAUUACCUCAACACCAGUUAAAGUUUGUACGUAAUUUUAAAACUGAUCGUUCCAUAGCGGCUGAACUAAGACGCAAUCCAUCAAUGACAUCACGUCUUCGCACUGCCUUCAGUGGAAAUCCUCAAAAACUGGAUGGUGAACUAGCUAGCAGUUCGGAGACGCUAAAGAGAUUAUUGGAAAAGUCUACCGAGGGAGGUCCUGAAAAGAGUCAGGAAAAUAACAUUAAAAUUGCUUUUGCUGAAGGUUAUCUAGCAGCCGCCAACUCCGAAGAUCAUCCCAAGUCUGGAAAAACCAUGAAGUAUUUAAAGGUCUUUCAGCAAUUGUUAGUAAUUGUCGUAUUCAUUGGAAUAUUUGUAAGUCUAUUCUCUUCCUCGAAUGGUUCUAUGUUUCGUAGCAUACAGUUGGGUAAUCAAGUUGAGGUAGACCCCGAAGAGAUUCACGUCACAUUUGAUGAUGUCAAGGGGUGCGACGAAGCUAAGCAAGAACUGAAGGAAGUGGUGGAAUUUCUUAAAAAUCCUGAAAAGUUUUCCAAUUUGGGUGGUAAACUACCCAAAGGUGUUCUAUUGGUGGGACCCCCAGGCACAGGAAAAACCUUAUUGGCUCGCGCUGUAGCUGGUGAGGCAAAUGUACCGUUCUUCCAUGCGGCUGGUCCAGAGUUUGAUGAAGUUUUGGUGGGUCAAGGUGCCAGACGUGUGCGUGAUUUGUUUAAGGCCGCCAAACAACGUGCUCCCUGUGUCAUCUUCAUCGAUGAAAUUGAUUCGGUGGGAGCCAAGCGUACCAAUUCCGUUUUACAUCCUUAUGCAAAUCAAACCAUUAAUCAAUUGCUUUCCGAAAUGGAUGGUUUCCAUCAAAAUGCAGGCGUUAUUGUACUGGGAGCCACCAAUCGACGCGAUGACCUAGAUCAAGCUUUGCUGAGACCUGGUCGUUUUGAUGUGGAGGUUGUCGUUAAUACCCCCGACUUCACUGGACGUAAGGAGAUUAUCACUUUAUAUCUUGCUAAGAUUUUGCACGAUGAAAUCGAUUUAGAUAUGUUGGCUAGAGGUACAUCAGGUUUUACUGGUGCAGAUCUAGAGAACAUGAUAAAUCAAGCUGCCCUAAGAGCGGCCAUUGAUGGUGCUGAAACAGUAACGAUGAAACACUUGGAAACAGCACGAGACAAAGUUCUAAUGGGACCCGAGCGCAAAGCACGUCUGCCCGAUGAAGAAGCCAAUCUUAUAACAGCCUAUCAUGAGGGUGGCCAUGCCAUAGUUGCUUAUUACACCAAGGAAUCUCAUCCUCUACACAAAGUUACCAUUAUGCCCAGAGGGCCAUCGCUGGGUCACACUGCAUACAUACCCGAAAAGGAACGUUAUCAUGUCACCAAAGCUCAACUCUUGGCCAUGAUGGAUACCAUGAUGGGAGGCCGUGCAGCAGAGGAGCUAAUUUUCGGUACUGAUAAAAUAACUUCGGGGGCCAGUAGUGAUUUGAAACAAGCCACUUCCAUUGCCACACACAUGGUUAAAGACUGGGGCAUGUCCGAAAAGGUGGGCCUGCGCACCAUUGAAACCUCCAAGGGCAUGUUUCCCAAUGAGUCAUUGGGGCCCAACACAGUUGAAUCGGUCGAUGCCGAAAUCAAGCGUAUACUCAACGAAAGCUAUGAGCGAGCUAAAGCCAUAUUGCGGAAACAUGCCAAAGAACAUAUAGCAUUGGCAGAGGCCUUACUAAAAUAUGAGACUUUAGAUGCCGAGGACAUUAAGGCGAUUAUGAAAGACUCGCAAUAGUUGAAUUUUACUUAAAGUGAAUGUGUACAAGACAGUUGGAAAAAGAGUUUUAGUUUUAUUUUUUAUAUAUAACUACAAGAAAAGCUAUACAAAAAAAAAACCCACACUAAAUUUAAAUUACUUAAAAAUUAUUCAAGCAUAACAAAGGACAAUUAGCAUAAAUACCAAGCAAGUAAGCAACAAAGGAAGGUGAAAACAAAAGAACAAGGAACAUAGCAAACUUGGAAUUCCCCCAAAAGGCGAGAUAAGAUAACCAGGAUAUGGAACUACUAUAAAUAAACGUAUUAUUAUUUAGAAUAAUAUUUAUCAGUGCGAAAGCUAAA